AUGGCAUCACCCCCGGAUUCCCUAAAAUGGUCGGCCCAACUGCAUGUUGCAAGUCCAAACCGUCGUCUUGUUGGCGAUAAGAUCACUUUGCCACAGUCCGCACUGGAAGCACUUCUCGCUGCAGCCCCUGUCGUGGCCGUUCAUAACAAUGCGUCCAGGAAUGCCACAUCAUCCUUUGACCCUUUCAACCACUAUUCCUUUGCUGCAGAACGUCAGGCCCGAUUGGCAUUCGAAGAUCGCCAGCAACAAUUGCCUCAUCCUCUCACUUUCCGAAUCGUCAACCCUCGAAACGGACGAGCCGUCUAUGCAGGCAUCCGGGAGUUCUCCGCCGAUGAAGAUAGUAUAGGGCUGAGUGCCCCUCUACGAGAAGCUCUUGGUUUACAAUCGUCCACUCCGUCGUCAUCUCGUGCGAGCCGAGAUGGAACUCCAAGCGGCGAUGUCGUUAUGGGAGAUGGUGUCGACCUUGAGAAGGGAGACACUGUGACAGUACAUGCGAAGCAGUUACCGAAAGGCACAUACGUCAAACUGCGACCUCUGGAGGCUGGAUAUGACCCAGACGAUUGGAAAUCACUUCUCGAACGUUAUCUACGAGAUAAUUUUACGACUCUGACCAGUGGUGAAUUACUUCUGGUUCCAGGACCACAGCAUGAGCAAUUUCGUUUUCUGGUUGACAAAUUCCAACCCGAAGGUGAUGGGAUUUGCAUCGUGGACACGGACUUGGAAGUUGAUAUUGAACCACUAAGUGAAGAUCAGGCUCGUGAAACGCUCAAUAAGCGCCUCGCCAAGAACAAGAAGGCACAAAAGCCGACUGGAGGGAGCUCCACAGGCGGCUUGCUUGUUCUCGGGGAGCAAAAGUUGCAGCAGGCAUUACCUGGGGAAUGUGUUGAUUAUCAGGUCAAGAACUGGAACCGCAAAGACGACCUGGAAGUUGUGCUGAAAGCCAGUGACGACAACAGCACCCUUAACCUACUCAUCACACCAUUUGCCCCUCAUCAAAGGUCGAAACCUCGUGAUGACGAAUUUGUGUUUGGUGAUCUGUCAGGUAGGCCAACGAAGCGAUUAAAGCUCUCCCAUACCAGUGUUUACCUCGAGGAAGCCGAAUCGCUCAACAUCGCAGUUCACGCAUGGAACUCCUCAGACUUACCGCAGGGUUCUGUGGAGCAACCCAUACCUUACUCAAUUCAAAUCGAUGUGGCGGGUUCAGCAGAGAAUGGCACAAGUGGAAACCACGUUGAACCAGACGCAGAUGAGAUCGUCUGUAAGAACUGUCAUCAGAUUGUUCCUAAGCGAACACUACAUCUACAUGAAGCAUUUUGUUAUCGCAACAACAUCCUAUGUCCAAAAUGCGAAGGUGUAUUUCUCAAAAAUUCCGAUACCUGGAAAAGUCACUGGCAUUGUCCUCACGACUCAGAGCAUGGUAAUGAUGCAAUAUCUAAGCUGAAGCAUGAAUUCAUUUUCCAUCCAUCAGCCCCAGUCCGAUGUUCAAAUUGUGAUUUCGAGGCAUACGAUGUGUCGAUUCUAGCUCACCACAGAACGAGCGAUUGUCCGGGCAAGGAGAUUUUGUGCCAGUUCUGUCAUCUGGUCGUACCGCAACAGGGGCCAGACGAUCCGUCGUUUACCGAUCCCGAGGUUCUCCUUUCCGGACUUACUCCGCAUGAACUGGCUGAUGGCGCCCGAACAACAGAAUGUCAUUUAUGCAACAAAAUCGUGCGGUUACGUGAUAUGAAGACACACCUUCUCUUCCAUGACCGAGAGCGAUUUUCCAGACCAAGUCCAAAGGUAUGCAGUAACACUAUCUGUGGGCGAACGAUCAAGUAUGAUGAUAUAGGGCGAGUACAAAAAGAGCAGCUCGGAUUAUGUAAUGAAUGCUUUGGCCCUCUAUAUAUCACCUCAUAUGAUCCAGAGGGAAAGAUGCUCCGAAGGAGGACCGAGAGAAGGCUUCUACAACAGUUGAUCGGCGGUUGUGGCAAGUCUUGGUGUCGCAAUGAUCAAUAUUGUAAGACUGGACAUAAACUGGUCACUGGGGAAGAUCGAGUCUUGUCUGCAAAGGACGGUCUGCCCAUGAUCAAACCGAUUAUGGAUCGACUAGCUCAAGGCGACACUUCACAUUUGACACUUUGUGUUGACGAGGCCAGUCAGACGAGAAGAUCCAUUGCAACUAUGAUGGCAGGUGAAGGAGAGUAUGAACUUGCGUGGUACGUCAAAGCCUUAGAGGAAGAGAAGGGUGAUGCCGGCAAUGCCAGGGACUGGCUGAAGAGUCGUGCACCCAGGAUUGGUGAAAUUGUUGCCUGA
Molecule: messenger RNA, 2292 nt
Organism: Exophiala bonariae
Lineage: Eukaryota; Fungi; Ascomycota; Eurotiomycetes; Chaetothyriales; Herpotrichiellaceae
Exons: 1
Coding region: 1-2292 (763 amino acids)
Cellular component (GO): VCP-NPL4-UFD1 AAA ATPase complex
Molecular function (GO): polyubiquitin modification-dependent protein binding
Source: RefSeq, a predicted model, not a curated record